This is a messenger RNA of Linepithema humile (Argentine ant), 2967 nucleotides long. Its product is annotated as aminopeptidase N-like. Gene Ontology annotation, molecular function: metalloaminopeptidase activity; peptide binding; zinc ion binding. Lineage: Eukaryota; Metazoa; Arthropoda; Insecta; Hymenoptera; Formicidae. Gene Ontology annotation, cellular component: cytoplasm. Gene Ontology annotation, biological process: peptide catabolic process; proteolysis. The record is from RefSeq and is a predicted model, not a curated record.
UUAGUAUGAAGAGAUUGCUCAAAACAGUCACAUCGUGAUUCGAUCGGUUCAAAUAAAUUUAAUACUCGCGAUUCAAAAUAGUACUAGUUUGCAUACUGUUGUUACAAAGUGUAAUUUGUUAACAAUUUUCAUAAAUAUAGAUGCUUUAAACAGAACUUAGUAUGGCAUUAAGGAAAAUUUCAUUAAAUAUCAGACUAAUAUUUAUUGUGAUAACAUUUUUCUCUAUUUCUCAAUUUAUACAAACUGACACUGAAGUUAAUCAUCAUUUGUUGAAUUAUAUUGGUUUAGUACCAUUGCAUUAUGAUCUUAAAAUAAAACUCGACUUCUCCAGAAAUAUCCUCUACGGCAAAUGCAAUAUUACAAUAAAUAUUACACGUCAAAUGACAAAUAUAAGUAUACCUUCAAUAAAUUUCGGUAUACUUAAAAUUUACUUGACUAUCAAUGAUGAUAAUAGAAUGAUACACGUGCGAAAAUAUUCAUUUAUCAAUGAAACACACAUUUAUAUUGACUUCUCGAAGACGUCAGUAAAUGUUUUAUUUCCUGGAACGUAUAUCUUACAAAUGAUAUAUGUCCGCAACAUAUUUGAUGAAAUUUUGCUCGGAUCUUUAUAUAGAGAAACUAGAGGGUUAAAAACAUUAACAGAAACUGGUGUUGAGGUAAUAAAAGCCCAACAAAUAUUUCCAUGUUGGGAUGAACUAGCGUUCAAGAGCACUUUUACCGUUUCUAUUAUGCUUCAUAAAAAUUUUACAGCCCUAUCGAAUAUGUUGAUAAAUACAGAAGAAUAUAUAGAUAAAAGCAACAUGAUAUGGGUACACUUUUACAAGUCGCCUUUCAUGUCCAUUCAACGUUUAACAAUUGUGAUAACCACAUUUACUAAUAUUUUUCUCCAACCGCAAACUUUGCCUGCUCGUGUCACAAUUUGGUGUAGAAAAAACAUAGCACACAGUAUGGUAUUUGCACAACUCAUCAUUGAAGAGGUAUUCCAUUUUUUGAAUAAAAGAAAUCAGACGAAAAUACCAAAAAUAGAUUACAUUGCAAUUUGGGAUACACAUCAUAGGAACAUUGAGACAUGGGAACUCAUUUUACACAGAGAAGAAGAUAUUACUUACAAUGAAGCAUUAGAUUCCAUUGCACGCAAAAUAGAAGUGGCUAACUUACUAGCACGUCAAGUAAUAUCUAUUUGGUACGAUUAUUUGUCAUGGCCAAUAGAAGGUUUUACAACAUACUUUGCAGCGCAUAUCUUGGGAAAGAUUCCGUCGAUAUCCUACAUACAUGACUUAUUUAUUGUCCAAGUACUACAAGAUUCUCUUCGCUUUGACAUUCCUUCUUAUAAUUAUAAUUCUAUACAACACAGUAAUGACUUAGAUGUUCAAAUAAAUAAAACUUUCCUUAAUUAUAUCAAACCACCCGUUUUAUGGUAUAUAUUACAACAUAUCCUAGAAGAAAACAUGUGGAAUAGUAUCCGCACAUAUACUGAUAACCGCGCAUACACUAGAUAUAAUCAGUCAAGUUCGAUAAACACCAAUGAUUUAUGGCACAUUAUACAAACUUUCGAUAUUUCUCCUUAUUUUUCUUUAUUAAGUUUAAAAGAAUAUAUUGACAUUUGGAUAAAGAAAAAUUAUUAUCCUGUACUGCACGUGACAUUAAACGCAACAAAUGACAGGAUAUCAUUCUCAUAUCUCAGUUCUUCGUAUAUCAACGAAAACAUGGAACAACUUCCCGCAUUAGUAACAUAUACGAUUAUACAAAAAGAAGCUAACAAUACUUUAGACGUAUUUGUUUUGCUAUCAUCGCAACACACAAUACUUACAAAUAUUAAAAAUGUAUUUGAGGUGGUUGAUGAAAAUUAUUGCGUCAUAGUCAAUGUUAACCAAACAGGAUACUAUCGUGUUAAUUAUAAUUCUGAGGGCUGGCUUAGACUUGCGCAGUGCUUGAAAAAAAAUUAUACAGUAUAUGUUCUCAAUCAAGCCCAAGUCAUAGAUGAUGCGUUUCACUUUCUCAUACAUCGCCGACUCAGUUUAACGAUGUUUUGGAAUAUCGUAAGCUUUCUAUCAAAAAAUACGAAUUAUGUAGCAUGGUAUCCUAUGAUUAAAGCUUUUGAAUACAUGGCUUGUGCCUAUUCAUUAAAUGGUGACAUAAUGGAAAAAAUGGAAAAAAUGUUGAAUGGAGUUUUGAAAAUAAUAGGAUACGAUGAAAACCCGAACGAAAGCGACCUUACUAAAUGUUUAAGAGAGGAAGCCGCAAAAUGGGCAUGUAUUAUCAACGCUGCUGAAUGCAGGAAAACAGCCACUUUACAACUCAUAAAAGAUCUUGAAAAUCCUGUACAAGACAAUCAGUUUAUAUGGAAAGAAUGGAAAUAUUGUAAAGGUUUAAUGUCAGCAAACUACACCAUUUGGAACCAUACAUGGGAAAAAUGGACGACAUCAUCUGAUAACAUAAUUUUAGAUUACUUAACUUGUUGUAAAGAUCCUUUAAUUAUUACCUCUUAUUUGAAUCAAACAUUAAGACUAACUGAAGAGUAUAAAUAUCUUAUCGCAGUACAAAACAAUAAUGUUUAUCAAGUUAAUAUAGUUAAUAUAGUUCUUCUUAGUGUCGCAAAGCAUGUAAGAAACUUUCUAGUGUUCGAUUUUAUAUUGGAUGGUUUAGAAAGCAUGCAAUUGAAAUUAAGUAGAAAUUGGAAAGUUGAUAAAAUUGCAAUAUUAAUUGUUAGUAUUACGCAUGUGCAAUCCAUACACCAACUUCAAAGGAUAAAUAUCUUUGCGACAACAUAUCUGAAUGACAAGAGGCUAGUUGAUGCUGUUAAAAAAAAAAUUACUAAACGGAAAUUGGAGAACGCAAGACAAAUCGUAAAUUAUGGAUCUCUUCGUCAACAUGAUGAUUGAACUGACAAAGCAUAUAGCAAUGUAUAUAGUAUAUAGGCACAGUUAUAGCAAUGUUGAAUUAGAAUAAUAAAGAAAAUAAAAAUUA